Molecule: messenger RNA, 366 nt
Organism: Lactuca saligna
Lineage: Eukaryota; Viridiplantae; Streptophyta; Magnoliopsida; Asterales; Asteraceae
Source: the annotation of a GenBank genome assembly
AUGCCAUCAUCAGGUCCAUCUAGAUCUUCCCCCUCAGGAAGAACAGGCGCUCCCAGACAGUCCAAGAAUACCAAGUUUCUUCUUACUUAUGGUACUAGGUACAUCAACAAUAAACUGCUAGUGGGUGUUGAACCAAUCCAAUACAUGUUCAUUCUAGAACCAGAAUAUGGGAUAUUUUAUCUUGACAGUCAUAAUCAAAUAUGCUUUCAACGCACUAAUGAUCUUCAUUCUGCUCCCACUGAACAUUUGUUUCAUCUUCGCUUGGAAAGACUUGGUCAUUUUGAACUAGAAAGAGCAUAUCACGUGUCGAUAUCUCUGGAUCUUAGUAGAAGACUAUAUGAACUUAAAAUUGAUCAAUUUAGAUAG